Messenger RNA from Ruditapes philippinarum (Manila clam), 1484 nucleotides. Its product is annotated as guanylate-binding protein 1-like. Gene Ontology annotation, molecular function: GTPase activity; GTP binding. The transcript has 6 exons. The coding region runs from base 1 to 1098 and encodes 365 amino acids. Lineage: Eukaryota; Metazoa; Mollusca; Bivalvia; Venerida; Veneridae. The record is from RefSeq and is a predicted model, not a curated record.
AUGGGAAAGUCGGGGUACGGAAAUCUGGAUGAACAGGGAGGGGGGAUCGAAACAUCAAACCGUAAAAUCUUAGACAGAUUAGAAGAAGUGCACGAAUCAGAUCUGAGUGAAGAUUUUCGUGCAGACACAGAAAAGUUUCUACAAUAUAUGUUCAGUACCGAACCAAACAAAUUGUUUGAUGGCAGUUCUAUUAAUGGAAGAAUGUUUGCCUCGUUGACUAAGAAAUACACAGAUUCACUUGCAAAUGGAGAAAUGCCGUGUAUUGAUGAUGCCUUGACAACAAUGGCAAAACAGGAAAAUGAAGUUGCUGUCGAAGAAGCUGUUGGCAUGUGUAAACGGCAGAUAGAAUCUUUGGGAGUCCUGUUGCCUGAUGAUUUUGAACGAAAAUACCAAAAAGGAGCAAUGGAUUCAUUUAAAAUAAAACAGAUGGUAGAAAAUAAUCUCUAUGUUCAACAGAAGUGCGCUAAAGAACUUCAGUCCAUGUAUGACAAAUUGAUUAAACCAAAAGUCGCCAAUGGAACAUAUCUUAAACCAGCGGGCUAUACCGAAUAUAGAGAGGACUUUGCUAUUAUAAGAGAAAGUAUCAAACAAAGUCUACAUGAAGUCAAUCCAAACGUUCUUAAGUUAAGUUGUCUAGAGUUUGAAAACCGAUGUAGAAAACAAGAUGAAAAAAUAUGGACGAAUUCCAGCAUAAAUGGAUUACAAAUAGAAGCUGAAAUUCAGAAACACGCUGAAAUGUUGGCAGUGAAAAAUGAUAAACUACUUCAAAAGGAAGAUUCGAAGAAAAGUUCUGAAGAAGAAAACUGGAAGGCUUUUAAAGAGGAACUGGCAUCUAAAAGAGAGAAGGAACGGAAAGAAUUAGAAGAAAAGUAUGCAAAGUUAUUUGCCGAUUAUGAGAGAGGAAAGAAAGAUUUAGAAAGUGCGAUAAAGGAAAAAGAAGAACUUAAUCAACGUCUCGAAAAUCAAAGCUCAUCUUACAAAAUUGUAAAAGCCAAACCUGCUAUGAAAAAAACAGUGUUAAAAACCAUGCUGAGCCUAGUCCCUAUUAUUGGUCCAGUAAUGGCUGGGGUGUAUGAAAGAUUUUCAUCUGAUGAUUAGGUUAUAAUUUUGUAUAAUGAGUGACAAUCAUUUUAAAAAGAACAGAUAAUGAUAAAUGCAGUUGCAUGUUUGGAUAACAGAAUCAUAUUCAUUUGCAUAUAUUUUAUUUAUCAUAUUACUAUAAAUGAGUGAAGGGUAUAUCGUCUAUAUACAUAUACGCAUAUUUUAUAUUAUUUACAUUUAUUAAGCAAAGUAGAACAAUUGACAGGAAUAUUCAAUUAAUGUGAUAUUGGGUUUCAAUCGUUGGUGUUAGAGAAAGAAGAAAGUAAGAAAACAAUUAUAUUAACUUUAAAAUAAUUUGGAUCUAUCGCUUAUAUAUUUGCCUUUGUCUUCAACACAUAAUCUGAUGGAAAAAAGUUUAGCAAGUUUGAAAAAAGAAAACUUUU